Ostertagia ostertagi is the source of this 357-nucleotide messenger RNA. The record is from the annotation of a GenBank genome assembly. Lineage: Eukaryota; Metazoa; Nematoda; Chromadorea; Rhabditida; Trichostrongylidae.
AUGACUGGUGUUACAUAUACCAUAGAGCCAAUCGAGGGUCGGGCUGCCAUCCAAAGAAAUUUCGUGAAGCUCCCCGAACGUGCCUCGAACUAUUCAAAUCGACAUGUAACUCUCAACGAACGAUUUUCUAUUAUUGAACGUGGUUACUACCUCAAGCCCACAGAGCUGCCCAAGGGAUCGAAACCACCGCGAGUCAUUCUCGUGCCGACCAGCACCACAUCUUCGGAGGACAUUAUGGCCGUUAGCCUUGCAAAAAUGGAAAAAAGACUACAAGAUGCGGAGCGAAAAUUGGCAAAGAGUCAAGAAUCAUCUCCAUGUGUCAGCCCUCCGCGAUCAAUCGAUUCCGUAUCUCCGUGA